Messenger RNA from Colletotrichum scovillei, 222 nucleotides. RefSeq lists its product as uncharacterized. The transcript has 2 exons. The coding region runs from base 1 to 222 and encodes 73 amino acids. Lineage: Eukaryota; Fungi; Ascomycota; Sordariomycetes; Glomerellales; Glomerellaceae. The record is from RefSeq and is a predicted model, not a curated record.
AUGCGCGCCUCAUCGGUCCUCAUGGCCCUCUUCGCCACCCUCGCCGUCGCCGUCCCAAGCAACCUCGACUCCGUCAAUCUCCCCUCCCUCCUCGAGAGCCGCCAAUGCGCAAAGGCGGGAACGUGCUCCAAGGGCGGCGAUAAGGGCGAGAGCUGCUCCGCGCUAAAGUGCUGCAGCAAUUCCAAGUCUGGUCGUGGCGGACAGGUCUGCUGCUGUAACUAA